Pocillopora meandrina is the source of this 755-nucleotide messenger RNA. The record is from the annotation of a GenBank genome assembly. Lineage: Eukaryota; Metazoa; Cnidaria; Anthozoa; Scleractinia; Pocilloporidae.
AUGGACAAACACAAAGAAAUCGAAGAAGAUAAUUCUCAGGAAUUCAAAUUAUUUCGAUCGAGACCUGUUACUGCUGGCGGGAUAGAGAAUGGAAUUCGUUUUUUCACUGCUGCUGUGAACGCGCUUGAUAGAAUCGAAGGUUUGUUGUUUGAAAUAGGACAAACAAAAUUGUUAGUUCGUCAGAUGAUAGGAGAGUUCAGUUUAGCUGGAGGAAAGAUACGACUAAAUCCCGGGGAACAAGCGAAUUAUGUCUGCCUUGAAAAGAAUGAUAUACAAGAUAAGGAAGCAAAAAGGUACAAAACGCGAAUUUUUAUUGUUUUCUCUUAAAUGCGCUCGUUCUUGAAGAUGACAGAGGGCAAUGUAACUUUAUUUAUGAGAGGCUGUGAAUUUUUCCUUGCCUUUCUUUGAUGAAGAAACUUUGCAAUAAUUGAAAACUGUAAGCGCUGUUGACUUGCCACUUUUGGUGGAAAUCAUGUUUUACGGUUUCCUUCAACGUUGUAGUUCUUCUUACGCCGGAAUAAUUUAGUAUUGCGAUCUUAAGUGGUGAAUAACUCUGAGUGCAUAUAAACCUUAUACUACAGACCGAGAUUUUUUCUCUUUCCAGAGAGGUUCUCUAUAGUCUGCCUCUUUCAUUUUCCGUUCCAAUUUCUCUUCGUCUUCCCUCCAUGUUUAUUCACAGCAGAUGUCAAAAGCGUUUGAAGCAGAAACACAACAAAACCCUGCUGGAAAUCUGUGAGGAAUUGAAGAACAAGUAA